Cydia pomonella (codling moth) is the source of this 3392-nucleotide messenger RNA. RefSeq names its product zinc finger protein 423-like. Lineage: Eukaryota; Metazoa; Arthropoda; Insecta; Lepidoptera; Tortricidae. Gene Ontology annotation, cellular component: nucleus. The record is from RefSeq and is a predicted model, not a curated record. Gene Ontology annotation, molecular function: zinc ion binding. The transcript has 5 exons. The coding region runs from base 1719 to 3098 and encodes 459 amino acids.
UGCAGGGAUGUUACAGUUUAAAAUUGAAGUAAGUGUGCACGACAUUUUGAUUUGAAACCACUCAAUGACUUCAGAAAAGGGAUUGGUGGAGGCAGGUCAUUCCUGCAUUUUGUGGCAGCGUAACGAAAACUGCCACGAAAGGCCGCUGAAUGGUGACCAGGACAGACAAGUUGCAGGUACCUGGAUGACCUGACCUUGGAGGAUCUGGAGUUAUGAGCCCAGGUGAGCUUAUUAUAAAGGUACGAAGGCAUCCGGUAGUACACAAUGCCAAAUAUAAGCGACGCUAAGUAGAGCUUAUGACGUGUGGACAUUUUCAUAAUAUGAUAAAUACCUUUUAAACUAACAUACAUAUUCAUUUUUUAAACUUAAAACUGAACACUAUUUAUGCGACAAAAAGUCAUGGCUCAGUAGAAUUGGCUGUUCCUGUGUCGAUUGUCGGACACCUUUCGGCCAGAAGUCUGCGGACUCGAUGGUCCCCUGCAGCGGUCGCGGCACGCGCAUAACAGCGUGUAACCGGUCUUCUGGUGUACAUACUCCACUACUUCAGCAGCCGUGACGAUAAUGCAGGCGCAAGGCGCAACGCAACACUUACAGCGUCUACUCCGUGUAGCAGCCCGCAAGCCAGAAUGAGCCGUUUAGGGUUUAGUACCCAAUUCGCCGGAUUCUUGUUUCAUCGGAAAUAUUAAUAUACAAUAUGUAUUAAAAUCAGUUAGGUAAAGAAAGCGUGUGGUUAUAUUUUAUUAUUGUAUGAAUUAUUAUUUUAUUGUUGCACAAUAGGACAUUUACCUAGAAACCGGUUCGUUUCAUAUUUUCAAGGCAACGGCGUUAUUUUAUUUAAUAAAUACAGGUAAAGCCACGAUUCCAUAGUUUUGUUUGAUUUUCUGUAACUGAAAAAUUCCGGCGAAACAAGAAUUCGACGAAACAAGAAUCCAGCGAAUUGGGAACUAAUCAAUUCGGUGGUGCCUACCACCAUACCACGAGUCUUACGAGGCACCGUGCGCGCUUUCUUUUUUCUUGACACGAGUGUGAAGUCCUUGAGAGGAACUCUGCUUGGGAGCCGGUCGGCUGGAUCUUUAUUUAUAACUUGUGACCAUCAACCAAUGGAUAUAUAAUAUAAUGCCCACUACAUCAGCGCACUAACUUGUUAAUUUAUUAUACGUGUGGCUGUCUUAGGACGAAGCAGGUAUUUCUGGGUAUAUGCAGAAUUAGAUAAUCGUUGAUUAUGUAGAGACAAUGCUCCGUAGAGAUGUCAAGAAAAUAUGUCGUGUUUCAGUGUAUUUCAGUGACUUCCCGUUUGGGCUGUAGGGCGUGCGAAAGAAAUUGACAUACAUACAUACGCUCGAAAAACAUUAAAAAUGUUUGGCGCUAGAAGGUAAGCGCCAUCUAUGAAGCAAUUAGGAUACUAAUUUUUGAACUGGACGUAACACCACAACGCUAAGCCUGUACUGUCAGAUAGCUCAACUUCAUAUGUAGAAAGAAGUCAAGCUUAUUGUAGUUUUGCUACUCGCCGCUAGAUGGCCAAUAAGAGUAAAAAUCAGCGUUGGUAGACGGUACUCGCAAAGUCAAACAAAAAAUAAGCUUGUACACAAUAAUAAUCUGAUUAAUCUGUCAAUGUCAAUCUCUUACAGAACGGUACUUCGUACUAUUUACUUAUUUAUUUCGUAAAUUUAUUAAUUUUUGUGUUGUGUGGACUGUCUUAUAGACUUUAAAUAGAUAAGAUGGAAUUAGAAGUGGCAGUUGUGAAACAGGACGCCGGCUUGUGUCGGUGCUGCCAUUCCGAGGGAUGCUUUAAAGACUUAAAUGAGGAGUAUGUUUGGAUGGAUGAAACUGUAAAUUACGGCGAAAUGUUACAGGAGUGUUUUAAUAUUAAGAUAUUACAAUACUCCAACGGCAAUGGCAUCAACGGAGCCUCCACGCUCAUCUGUGAAGACUGUGCGGUGAGGCUACGGGAAGCCUGCAUAUUCCGGAAGCAAGUACUCAGCAAUGAGAAGAAAUUGGCAGAGUUACUUGGACACGUGGAGCCUGAAGAUUCUAAAGAGCAGGCGUUCACCAUCAAGGUGAAAACGGAGCCCCAAGAAAUUGAUAUUGAGGAGCAUGGAGUCGCAACUCAGUCUUACACAACUCCCGCGGAUGGCGGCAACCAGGUCUACAUACAGCUGGAGCCCUUGGACGACUGCGAGGACCAUGGCGACAGAUUAACACAUAACACAGAUUCCAACGAGCAAGCCGAGCCUGCUAAGAAACGGGCUCGGAAGAAACCGGCCAAACGAAAAGGCGAAGACGGAGACGCAUCUCUGAAAUGGGUGCGAUCGAAAACUCCUAAACAAAAACAAAUUGAAAACCUACAAACUAUACUCGAAUUUUCAAACGCCGUUCGCUUCAAAAAUAAAACCUAUUUAGGUUAUAUCUGCGGCGACUGUGACUUGACUUUUCUAGAACCUUCCGACUUAAGAACGCACACAGAAGAGGUACAUAAGGAAGAUCGUUUAAUUUUAGACAUGCAAGCGUUAAAAAUAACUUACAUUGGCGUUAAAUUAGAUAUAUCGGAUUUAAAAUGUACGAUAUGUUUCGAAAACAUGGACAGUUUGUCAGAUUUUAAGGAGCAUAUAGUAAAAGUUCAUGAUAAGGUAUUUCAUAAUGAUAUAAAAGAUCACAUAUUCCCGUUUAAGUUACAUAAAAGCUUGAAUAACUGUGUUCUCUGUGAUUCCAAUUUCGAAAGCUUUAGAGGAUUAUAUCUGCACAUGCAUACUCAUUUCAAAAAUUAUAAUUGUAAUAAAUGUGGUGCUACUUUCGCUUUUAAUAAAGCCUUGAGUUCGCAUACUUAUACACAUAAGGAAGGCCAAUUUGUAUGUGAGCAUUGUGAGAAAGUUUGUAGUAAUAAAGCCAACCUACAUCAUCAUAUUAAAAUGGUGCAUUCAGCUGAGGGCAAAGUGUCUUACUGCCCGUACUGUAAGGAGAAAUUUUCUUCUUACUAUAUGAGGAAUCGUCAUUUGAUAGAGGCGCACGAUUCUGAUGUGUUUAAAUGUACAGUUUGUAGUGAACGAUUUGCUAUAAAGGCGGUUUUGUUGCGUCAUAUGAAAGUUGCGCAUAAGAUGUAAACUUUUUGACCCUGCACGUUUUUAUGUCACUACCGCGGGCUUCCCUCAGGUGGGAUUAGAAAGAUUCGCGUGCUGGCUACGGCCCUUGAGCCGUAGGCCUCAAGCCUUGACGAUGAUGGCUCGAUGGUAUAGUAAGGCAAUACCAGUCUUCAUUAUUUACUCGUCUUUGUCUUUGUUUACAUCUUGCGUAGUUUUAAGUCCAUAUUUAAUGCAAUUUUAUUUGUAGACUAUAGCAUAGCAAGUAAUUAUUUAUUCAUAUUUAUAAAAUAAAUGGUAUUAAAUUGUUUUCAAGUA